AACACUUUGUCCGGUGAACGUGGUGAAUAGUGUACGUCGGUGCUGGGAAGCCGCGCGCGCGUCCGUGAGAGUUCGUGGAAGUCUCCGUAUUCGCGAUGGACGGCCGUCCGGCGAUACCUGUUGCACGAUCGGGUCCAGGAGCCCGGCACAUCUCGGACGUCCACCGUCGUCCUUUCUAAAGUGUUCACCGGCGCCGGUGACUCGAGGAAGGCGAAGGAUGCAUCGCCGCGUUCGCGCCCGUUGUUGACGUUUUCCCUGCAGUGUGCACGCGUGUGCGACAACGAAGUGUAUGUGUGUGUGUGUGUGUACAUGUGUGCGUGCUAACAGUCGCGUCAAUCGUCAAUCGCGUGAUACUUGACGUCUCGCGCCGCGUUGCAGCAGCGGUUGCGUGUCGGGUCGAGAAUCUGAGGAAUCGCGCAUACCGGCGCGAAACGAGCUCGCUCGCGCGCGCGCGCGCGCGUGCAAAAUCGACGAGGUAUGGGAAUCGUGCAAAGCCGCGGCGGCGAGAGCGAUGGUGGUGUUCGCGAGGUAUUCGUCGGCGGUGUCAAGGCCGGCGUGCCUCAUCACUCGUGUCAACCCAGCCUGGGCAUGGGCAGCCUGGGCGGACCUCACACACGCAGCGGCAGCGUACGCAGCGGCAGCGUACGCAGCGCGCCGAGACAACCGAUGCCGGACGCAAUCGAGCUCGAGAGGCGUUUCACCAAAGUGCUGGCCUCCAUGGAUUUGCCACCGGACAAGGCGAAGCUUUUGAAGCAGUACGACAAUGAAAAGAAAUGGGACAUCAUAUGUGAUCAAGAAAGAGUACAGGCUAAGGAUCCACCAUCCCAUUAUUUGGCAAAGUUACGCACCUAUCUGGAUCCCAAAGCAUCACGAAGCCAUCGAUCGUAUCGUUUUCUUACAUUCUUCCAGAAAAGGAAAAUGGUUGGAGAAUCUACAUCGACCCAAGUAUUACGAGAUUUGGAAAUAUCUUUGCGCACAAAUCAUAUUGAAUGGGUAAGAGAGUUCUUGGACGAGGAAAAUCAAGGCCUAGAUGCCUUGAUAGACUACCUCAGCUUCAGGCUAUUGAUGAUGCGGCAUGAGCAACGGCUCUUGGAAUCUCACACAAGCUCUGAGGAAAAAUUACAAACCGCAAGCACCGGCGAUACAUCAACGUUAAACAAUGGAUGCUUGAGGCCGCCUCUCCACGAGCUUAAAGACAGUCCUGGUGUCAAAAGGAGAUCUCGACACGUGGCACGCUUAAAUAUGGGUGAAGCAAAGGACGACAUUCAUGUUUGCAUACUGUGCAUGCGUGCCAUCAUGAAUAAUAAGUAUGGAUUUAACAUGGUUAUUCAACACAGAGAAGCUAUCAACUGCAUUGCAUUAAGCUUAAUCCAUAAAAGUCUAAGAACAAAAGCUCUAGUAUUGGAGCUUCUUGCGGCAAUCUGUUUAGUAAAGGGCGGCCAUGAAAUCAUUUUGUCAGCAUUCGACAACUUUAAAGAAAUCUGUUCCGAGAGGAGAAGAUUCACGACGCUCAUGGCGUAUUUCACCCAAUACGAUAGUUUUCAUAUAGAAUUUAUGGUCGCCUGUAUGCAAUUUGUCAAUAUUGUCGUGCAUUCGGUCGAGGACAUGAACUUCAGGGUACAUUUGCAAUACGAGUUUACGAAACUUGGAUUGGAUGAAUAUCUCGAGAAACUUAGACACACGGAGAGCGAAGAUUUGCAGGUUCAAAUCUCGGCUUACCUGGAUAACGUAUUUGAUGUAGCUGCCUUGAUGGAAGACAGCGAAACAAAGACUGCAGCAUUAGAGAAAGUAGCGGAAUUAGAAGACGAACUUGGUCAUGCGCAUGAUCGUAUGGCAGAAUUAGAAAGAGAAUCAUUGGCGAAAUUGGCGGAAUUGGAAACCGAAUUAGGCGCAUUAAAAGUGGAGUACGCCGAUGCCUUGGAAGCGCGUAGAUUAGUAGAAGAAGAACUUGCAGCUUUAAAGAGACAAAGGCAAGAUUCCGCCCGAAGACAAAGUGUUUUGGAAAAUAAAAUCAUUGAAUUGGAAAGUCUCACGGAUACGCUUACGAAAGGCUCAUCAGCCGCUAGUCUACGCAACGGUAUUGCAACGAGCCCUCUAAGUAACUCAAAUGACAUCACAUCUGAAAUAUUUACCCCAGCACCGUCACCGGUUUUGGAUCAAGCACCUCCACCGGCUCCUGCGCCGCCACCUCCGCCGCCGCCGCCAUGUCCACCGCCACCUCCUAUGGCGCCAUUUUCUCCAGGAGAUCAGAAAUUACCGCCACCUGUUCCUAUACCUCCGCCACCCGCCGGCAUGAUGCAAGCGCCUGAUGGAGCAAUGACUAUUAAACGAAAAGUUCAAACAAAGUACAAACUUCCUACACUUAAUUGGGUUGCUCUAAAACCUAAUCAAGUGCGAGGUACUAUCUUCAAUGAAUUGGAUGACGAUCGUCUGCACAACUACAUUGACUUCUCCGACUUUGAAGAGCGAUUUAAGAUCGGCAUGAGUGGGCAUGUGGCCAACGGUAGUAGUGAGAUUGAUGGACUUCAAACCUGUCCCAGUAAACGAUUCAAGAAACCUGAAAAUGUAUCUCUUUUGGAACAUACGCGAUUGCGAAAUAUUGCCAUAUCGCGUCGCAAAAUGGAAAUGCCAGUGGAGAAAGUAAUAAUGGCGGUAAAUGCUCUCGACUUGAAAGUUCUCUCGCUUGAAAAUGUGGAAUUGUUGCAACGUAUGGUACCUACAGACCAAGAAAUAAAGGCUUACCGUGAAUACAUUAUAGAAAAGAAAAACGUCAACUUAUUGACGGAAGAAGAUAAAUUUUUGAUGCAGCUUGGUAAAGUAGAAAGGAUAUCUACCAAGCUGUCGAUUAUGAAUUAUAUAGGAAACUUUUUCGACAAUUUACACCUUAUUACACCACAAAUACAUGCUGUGAUAUCUGCGUCCAGUUCGGUUAAGAGCUCAAAAAAAUUAAGAGCAGUAUUAGAAAUUAUUCUUGCCUUUGGUAACUACUUAAACAGUAGCAAACGAGGCCCUGCGUACGGCUUCAAAUUACAAAGCUUAGAUACAUUAUCGGAUACAAAAUCGACUGAUAAAAGGAUGUGCCUUUUGCAUUAUAUUGUUGCCACAAUACGAGUCAAAUUCCCAGAACUGAUCAAUUUUGAAUCAGAAUUGAUGUACAUCGACAAGGCUGCAACAGUUUCGCUGGAAAAUAUAACAACCGAUGUUCAUGAGCUGGAAAAAGGCAUGGAUCUCGUGCGAAAAGAAUACGAAUUGCGUGGCAAAGAAAAGCACAAUACAGUAUUGCGCGAUUUCUUAAAUAAUUCCGAAGAAAAAUUACGUCGUUUGAAACUUGACGCACGCACUGCCGGUGAAGCUUUCCGAGAAUGUGUCGAAUUCUUUGGAGAAAGUCCAAGACAAGCUGAUGCUAAUACCUUUUUCUCACUUCUUGUCAGAUUCGCGAGAGCAUUUAAGCUAGCGGAUCAAGAAAAUGAACAGCGUCGUAGAUUAGAGGCUGCCGCAGCAGAAGCUUUAAAUACCUCAGAAGAAAUCAUAAAACGUAAUAAAUUGAACCAGAAGAAACAACAGGAUGCUGUUAUAAAUGAACUGAAAAACAAAACGCGAUUGGUGCAAGAGAAGAAGCUAUUGCAGCAGGAUGAAGUAUAUAACGGUGCUCUAGAGGAUAUUCUUCUCGGCCUCAGAUCCGAACCGUAUCGCAGAGCGGAUGCUGUGAGACGUAGUCAACGACGACGUAUCGAUAAUCAUAGACUAUCGCGCACUGCCGAAGAGCUUGAACUCUAAUUUUUUACAUUUCUAAUCCAUCCGCAUUUCUCAAAGUGCUUCAGUUCUAUAGAACGAAGAUUGCCUUGUAAUUUGAUGAAUUUACAGAAUUAAAGUCUCGUAAUUUAGCUUUACAUAAAAAAACGACAAGAAAUUAACAAAGAACAUCGAUAUAUAGUUUGAGAACAUACUUUUGAAAAUAUUAACUGCGCGCGCACACAACUAGAUAAUAUGUGUAUUAUAUGCAUUCGAUAUUUUCCCAAUUUUUGGAAGCUUUUUACUUGUAUGCUCUGUUAUGAACAUACAAAUCUGUAACCGAAUGAUAUCAAUUUAGUACGUCCAAUUAGAAUUGACUUUUUGCACAAGUCUUAGUGGUGCUGAAAGUUCGCAACUGUCAUAAAUUUGAAAUUUACUUACAUCUCUAGAGUGUAAAUUUGCCGAACGGCGUUAUUAAUUAUUAUUAAUUAUUGCCGAGCGGUAAUUAGAGAUCUUAGAAAACGCUUGAUAUUUAAUGAUCUUUCUAUGCAUAGUUGUUAUAUGAAUCUCGUAAUUAAAGACAUAUAAACAUCUUUCCAAGAUAGCAUAAUAUUACCAUUAGUUAAGGGACACUUCUUUGCAUUUCUAUGCAAUUCCUUUUAACACUGUUCAAGACAUUUACAUUUGUGGAAUUUUUAUGUAUGUCGAUUAUAUAUAUAAAACUACUUUUGUUUUCCUCUGUUUCAUAAAGCACAUAAAAAUUGUUUAAUUAAACUUAGUUGUUGAUUGUUAUACAUAUUGUGAAAAUAUUUAUAAAUCAACUAUAUAAAUAUGUAUUCAUUAAAUUAAUUACUUACAUCCUAUAAUUUGCUUAAUAUCAAAUGAACAAAGUCAUUUAACUUUUAACAUAAGUUUGUGUGUAGAAUCGGUCUAGAGUGCAGUCGCAGAUUUUUAUAAAUUUAUGAAACGUAUGGUAUCUGUGGACAUUCCAACGAAAUGUGCAAUAAGCUGGGAAAACCUAUUACAAAAUAUACAAAUGUAUCUUGAAAGCAAAAGCACGGAAUUCGAAAUAAAUGCUUAUACUUUCGUAUUAUGAAA
Molecule: messenger RNA, 4830 nt
Organism: Cataglyphis hispanica
Lineage: Eukaryota; Metazoa; Arthropoda; Insecta; Hymenoptera; Formicidae
Gene: Frl
Product: formin-like protein
Exons: 17
Coding region: 478-3777 (1099 amino acids)
Biological process (GO): cortical actin cytoskeleton organization; regulation of cell shape; cell migration
Cellular component (GO): cytosol
Molecular function (GO): actin filament binding; small GTPase binding
Source: RefSeq, a predicted model, not a curated record